UGCAGAAGGAGCCGAGCGGCUGCUGCUCAAUGGCGGAGAAGCCGCCGGUUCUCUGACCGCCUCGCCCCCCCCACCCCCAGCAGCUGCGGGGGAGUUUCCUGCCGGCGCGGCUGGAGUCUGUGUUUCUCAGUGUCCGCUGGCUGGAAGAUGCUCCAGAGAGACGAGGCUGAGGCGGAGGAGGUGGCGGCGGCCGAAUCGGCAGCGGCGCUAGGGUGGAGAGAAGGCGGCAGCGGCAGCGGCGGCGGCGGCUUGAGGAGCCGGGCGGUGUAAACAGCCCCGGCCGAGGCGGUGGCCGAGACCCCGAGGACGAAGCGACGGCCGAGGCAGGGUCGCCCCUCGGUCGGAAACCUGGGCUGAGUGGCCCCGGUUGGGGGUGGGAGGGCUCCGCGGCGGGCGCCGAGCGAGAAGCCCUUAGACUUGGCCUCCGUCCCUCGCCCCAGAUUCAAUAUUAAACAUGGGUGCAUUUUUGGAUAAACCCAAAACUGAAAAACAUAAUGCUCACGGUGCUGGAAAUGGUUUACGCUAUGGCCUGAGCAGCAUGCAAGGAUGGAGAGUGGAGAUGGAAGAUGCACACACAGCUGUUGUGGGGAUUCCUCACGGCUUAGAAGACUGGUCAUUUUUUGCAGUGUAUGAUGGUCAUGCUGGAUCCCGAGUGGCAAACUACUGCUCCACACAUUUGUUAGAACACAUAACUACCAACGAAGACUUUAGGGCAGCUGGAAAAUCAGGAUCUGCUCUUGAGCCUUCAGUGGAAAAUGUCAAGAAUGGUAUCCGAACUGGCUUUUUGAAAAUUGAUGAAUAUAUGCGUAACUUUUCAGACCUCAGAAACGGGAUGGACAGGAGCGGUUCUACUGCAGUGGGAGUUAUGAUUUCACCUAAGCAUAUCUACUUUAUCAACUGUGGCGAUUCACGUGCUGUUCUCUAUAGGAAUGGACAAGUCUGCUUUUCUACCCAGGAUCACAAACCAUGUAAUCCAAGGGAAAAGGAGCGGAUUCAAAAUGCAGGAGGCAGUGUAAUGAUACAGCGUGUUAAUGGUUCAUUAGCAGUGUCUCGCGCUCUGGGGGACUAUGAUUACAAGUGUGUUGACGGCAAGGGCCCAACAGAACAGCUUGUUUCUCCAGAGCCUGAGGUUUAUGAAAUGUUAAGAGCAGAAGAGGAUGAAUUUAUCAUCUUGGCUUGUGAUGGGAUCUGGGAUGUUAUGAGUAAUGAGGAACUCUGUGAAUUUGUUAAAUCUAGGCUUGAGGUAUCUGAUGACCUGGAAAAUGUGUGCAAUUGGGUAGUGGACACUUGUUUACAUAAGGGAAGUCGAGAUAACAUGAGUAUUGUACUAGUUUGCUUUUCAAAUGCCCCCAAGGUCUCGGAUGAAGCAGUGAAGAAAGAUUCAGAAUUGGAUAAACACUUGGAAUCACGGGUUGUAGAAAUUAUGGAAAAAUCUGGUGAGGAAGGAACGCCUGAUCUUGCCCAUGUCAUGCGCAUCUUGUCUGCAGAAAAUAUCCCAAAUUUGCCUCCUGGAGGAGGUCUCGCUGGCAAACGCAAUGUUAUUGAAGCUGUUUAUAGUAGACUGAAUCCGCAUAGAGAAAGUGAUGGGGCCUCCGAUGAAGCAAAGGAAGGUGGAUCACAGGGAAAAUUGGUGGAAGCGCUCAGGCAAAUGAGAAUUAAUCAUAGGGGAAACUACCGACAACUUCUGGAGGAGAUGCUGACUAGUUACAGGCUAGCUAAAGUAGAGGGAGAAGAAGGCCCGGCUGACCCAGCUGCUGCUGCUGCUGCUUCCAACAGUGAUGCUGGAGACCCAGUGACAAUGCAGGAGAGUCAUUCUGACCCUGAAAGGGGCGGUGCUGACUUAGACAGCUCUAACGAAGAUGCAGGGACACACAGGAGUGCUGAAAAAAUAUGACUUUUUGAUGUUAUUUUUGUGAUCUUUGGUUUGAUGGUUUUUCCUUAGAAAAUAUAAUGUAUGCAUUUAUAUAUAACUGUUUUGUUAUUUGAAUCUUGGAAAACUAGUUUUCUUAGGUUUAUAUAGCCUUGAUUUUAAAAAGGCCUUUGCAUACACCUUUAUGAGAGUUUUAAGUUAACUAUAGUAUCUUUGAAUUUGAUAAAAUUUUAUCAUUUCACACUGUGUGCCUGAAAUUAGGCUACCAAUUAUUAAAGCCAGUUAAAUUCAUACUCUAUAGGAUUAGAGAGUACUGAUUAUAGAGAUUGCAGUAUUUUAUAAAAAACUUGUUACUGUAGAAUUAUAUUGCUUCAUAUUAUUUUACACAACAGUACGUUCAUAAUUAGCUUUAUGAUUUGUUUUCUUUCAUAAUUUUAGUUCUUCAAUGAAUGAUGCUGAUUUGUAAUUUUUUCAAGAAUGAUACUUUGUUGUUUGAUUUGUUUAUAUUUCAUAUCUCUAGUUUUAGAAAUUGUGAGAUAAUUGAAGUGUGAUUACUUUUCCUUUCUCUGUAUUCUUUAUGAAAUAGUUUUUGAAAACCUAUGUAUUAUUCAUACUUCUUUGGUUUGUGUAUUCUGUAUAGUCUAACCAUACACAUCAAAAUGUAUGUGAAUCAAGUGUUUAGAAUGAAAUUCUAAGUGUUUACGUCCAAAUAAAGCAUGUGAUGUGGAAUAAUC
Ochotona princeps (American pika) is the source of this 2604-nucleotide messenger RNA. It is a transcript of the gene PPM1B, whose product is annotated as protein phosphatase, Mg2+/Mn2+ dependent 1B. The record is from RefSeq and is a predicted model, not a curated record. Gene Ontology annotation, cellular component: nucleus; cytosol. The transcript has 6 exons. Gene Ontology annotation, biological process: negative regulation of canonical NF-kappaB signal transduction; positive regulation of canonical Wnt signaling pathway; protein dephosphorylation. Gene Ontology annotation, molecular function: magnesium ion binding; protein serine/threonine phosphatase activity; manganese ion binding. NCBI's taxonomy places the organism in Eukaryota, Metazoa, Chordata, Mammalia, Lagomorpha, Ochotonidae. The coding region runs from base 455 to 1894 and encodes 479 amino acids.